AUGGGCGCUUGCGUCUCCAAGACCAAAAGCGCCACAGAAGACGCGCCAGGCGCAACCAUUUCUCGCGAGAUCGACAAGCAGCUCCGCGAGGAGGAGAAGCGCCUCCAAGGCGAAGUCAAGCUACUGCUCCUCGGAUCUGGCGCUUCGGGCAAGUCGACCGUUCUCAAACAGAUGCGAUAUAUCCACGCCAAGCCCUUUAGCCCCGAUGAGAUUGAGGACUACCGUAAAAUUGUCUUCAGCAACAUUGUCGACGGAAUGCGCAGUAUCAUUGACACGAUGGAUGAGGAAGGUAUGCAGGUUGCGCAGGAGAAUCGGCCGUUUAUUUCCCUCGUCGACAACGAGUACCCGAUCAACUCGGGCGAACCAUUCCCCUUACACUACCUUCACGGACUCACAAGACUUUGGAACGAUCCCGAGGUUCAGAACUGCUAUGCACUGGCUUACGAGUUUGCGCUCCAGGAGAACAUGCCCUACUUUUACUCUGACCUCGACCGGCUAUUCGAGCGUGAUUACAAACCGUCAAAUGAGGACAUUCUCCGCGUGCGCUCCAAAACGACUGGUAUCUCCGAAACGCGCUUUGAGAUCAGCAACCUCACCUUCCGCCUCUUUGAUGUAGGAGGGCAGCGCUCCGAGCGGCGGAAAUGGGCAAGUUGCUUCGAGAACGUCACCUCGAUCAUCUUCCUUGCCGCUCUCAGCGAUUACAACUCAUGCCUCAUCGAGGACCGCGACAGCAACGGCAUGCAGGAGGCCCUCGUGCUAUGGGAGAGCAUUGUCAACUCACAGUGGUUUAUAAAGUCGUCGAUGAUUCUCUUCCUCAACAAAGCUGAUCUGCUCAUAGACAAGAUCAAGGAUCCGAAGCAGCAAGUCGCGAUGUGGUUCCCUGAUUUCACGGGGAAGCCGGGGUCGUUUAACGACGCGGUUGAGUACUUUAAGAAGAAGUUCCGCAGCCUCAACCACAACAUCAAUAAGGAGAUCUAUGUGCAUGUGACGACGGCGACGGACCAGCAGCAGCUAAAAGUUGUCAUGGCGGCGGUGACGGAUACGAUCGUGCGCAACUCGCUUCGCGACAUGGCGAUCUUGUAAUGUGAGGAGAACAGAGAGCAGAGUGAGGUGUUGUGUAAUGGAGAUGGUCGGAAGUGGAUAUGCG
Molecule: messenger RNA, 1147 nt
Organism: Cutaneotrichosporon oleaginosum
Lineage: Eukaryota; Fungi; Basidiomycota; Tremellomycetes; Trichosporonales; Trichosporonaceae
Biological process (GO): G protein-coupled receptor signaling pathway
Cellular component (GO): heterotrimeric G-protein complex
Molecular function (GO): G-protein beta/gamma-subunit complex binding; GTPase activity; G protein-coupled receptor binding
Source: RefSeq, a predicted model, not a curated record